AUGACAGUGGAGCUGGACAAACUGGACCAGUCAACUUCACUGAAUGGGGUCAAACAGAGGGAACAGAGCAAACACACACCAGAGCCAAGUCAGAAGGCACCAGUUUUAUUACCUGGUAGGUGUUUCCGAAGGGAGGCUGGGAAAUAUCCAACCUUCUAUUUCUAUUUUCUGUCUUCUGCUGAGGGACUUCUGAUGAUGGCAGGGGACAAGCUUUUGGACAUGUGGACAAGAGGAGAUUCAGAGAAGGAGCCUUGCAUAGGUCAAGACAGAGAACCUCAACCGUGUAAAAAAUUAUCCCAUUCCAUUGAGGAAAUUCUGAGGAGACCCACAUGUGUCAGAGAGGAGAGAAGAGUCGAUUGUGACUGGAGCGUGAUCAAGGAGAACAACCCAAUAUCUGAGCAGCUUUCAUGUGCAGAAAGUUCACAACUGAGGCUAGAUGAGGAGUCUCCAAAUGACAGAAGCCAGAGGAAGAAGAGGCAAACGAGGGUGACUUUUACGCCGUUCCAGGUGGAGGAGAUGGAGAAGGUUUUCCAGCAGAUGCACUACCCAGACGUAAACAGCAGAGACCAGUUAGCUUCUCGGCUGCACCUCACUGAGAGCAGAAUACAGAUUUGGUUUCAGAACCGCAGAGCCAAAUGGAGAAAGACCGAAACACUGAAGGAUAUAGAACUUAUGGCUCAACAUCAUAUUACUUCAGGUCAUCAUCAGCUGUUUUAUUAUGAGAAACCCCAGGUGCAUGCAGUGUGCUGGCUGCCCUGCUGCUUACCUAAACCCCUUCAGUCUAGAUUGUUCCUCAGAGCGACGUGGGCUCCCACUACGCUGACCUGCACUAACUGUCCAGAUCACAGGACUCUGCAUUUUGACCGUCUGGGAACAGACAGAUAGUGCACAUUCUUACAAAUAUUGACAUAAUGUUAAAGCUCUAUACAUGUCAUGUGGUCAAAGGUGAAGUGAUGAAUAUCUUGUGAUAUUCAACACUGUUGUUUAACUCUAUAUUCUGUAAAGUAUUGUUUUAUUGAUUUAUUUUCAGCUCCAAG
Sphaeramia orbicularis (orbiculate cardinalfish) is the source of this 1037-nucleotide messenger RNA. RefSeq names its product homeobox protein MSX-1-like. The record is from RefSeq and is a predicted model, not a curated record. The transcript has 6 exons. Gene Ontology annotation, molecular function: RNA polymerase II transcription regulatory region sequence-specific DNA binding; DNA-binding transcription factor activity, RNA polymerase II-specific. Bases 1 to 885 code for a protein of 294 amino acids. Lineage: Eukaryota; Metazoa; Chordata; Actinopteri; Kurtiformes; Apogonidae. Gene Ontology annotation, biological process: regulation of transcription by RNA polymerase II.